Messenger RNA from Xenopus laevis (African clawed frog), 774 nucleotides. RefSeq names its product tubulin monoglycylase TTLL3-like. NCBI's taxonomy places the organism in Eukaryota, Metazoa, Chordata, Amphibia, Anura, Pipidae. Bases 1 to 750 code for a protein of 249 amino acids. The record is from RefSeq and is a predicted model, not a curated record. The transcript is spliced from 3 exons.
AUGGGUGCUCAAGGGAUGUUUAGGGGGAAAACAAAAGUUCAGGUUACUGGGAUACAUUGCAGAAAUGAUCUGAAAGACAUAUGUUCCUUGAGAAGGAAAUGGGUGUCUCAAAAGUACAUAGAGAGGCCACUUCUUGUAUAUGGAACCAAAAUUGAUCUCCGUCAGCAUUUCCUCAUAACGGACUGGAACCCGUUAACUAUCUGGUUCUAUAAGCACAGUUUCAUCCGUUUCUCAUCUCAGCCCUACACAGUGGAGCGUUUAGAUACCGCCAUCCAUGUAUGUAAUAACAGCAUACAGAGGAAAUUAAAGAAUGCACCAAAUCGUCACCCCAACCUGCCUGAAGAAAACAUGUGGCACAGUGACGAAUUCAAAGAGUAUCUUUGUACAAUCGGAAAAGAGCAAGUCUGGGAUUUAAUCAUUAUACCAGGGAUGAAGAAAGCCCUCAUUCAAACUAUGAAGGCCGCCGAGGAAAAUGUGAUGUACAAGAAAAACAGUUUUGACCUUUUUGGUGCAGAUUUUAUGUUUGGAGAAAACUUCCAGCCCUGGCUCCUUGAGAUCAAUCUCAAACCUGACAUAAUCAAAGACACCUCAGUAAUGGAGAAGCUUGUUCCACCAAUGGUAGAGGACAUGCUACGUGUGGUGAUUGAUUACAAGGAUGACCCUAACUGUAACGUGGGAGGAUUUGAACUUAUAUAUAAACACGUAAGUGCAAGACAAGAGAAAGAAACUUUGAUACUGAUGAAUGUCUAAAGAAUAAUAUAACCUCCGGCAUAU